AUGAUAUUUCAAGUGAAUAAAUGCCAGUUUCGACAAGAAAUACCAAAAAGAACAAUGAAUACUCUUUUUAGUAGUUUAUUUGUUGCAGUAGUUGUGUUUGUCUGUUUCGAUGUGGCAAGCGGUGUACCGGAGCCCCGUGACAUUGGGGAUGAAUCAUCUAAAGAACGGGUAGUAUUGGAUAAAAAGCCUGCUACUUUAAUUAGCAUUUCCGUGAAUCAAACACCAACGCAGAAGCCAAAGAAAGUAGAAAUGCAUGACGAAAAACGACAUAAAAGAUCAUCAUCAUCAACUUUAAUUAUCGGAUGUCCAAUUGUUUUCACUAUUGCUCCAUUUGUUAUUUCAAAGUUCCUUCUUUGA
Messenger RNA from Schistosoma turkestanicum, 357 nucleotides. The record is from the annotation of a GenBank genome assembly. NCBI's taxonomy places the organism in Eukaryota, Metazoa, Platyhelminthes, Trematoda, Strigeidida, Schistosomatidae.